Molecule: messenger RNA, 1124 nt
Organism: Ipomoea nil (Japanese morning glory)
Lineage: Eukaryota; Viridiplantae; Streptophyta; Magnoliopsida; Solanales; Convolvulaceae
Product: protein SRG1-like
Exons: 4
Coding region: 39-1124 (361 amino acids)
Source: RefSeq, a predicted model, not a curated record
ACAGUAAUAUCCGCAAAGUAAUAAGAAGAUCUACAUUGAUGGCGCCCAUGGUGGAAACUGAUGCGAAGAGCCUUGGUGCCUCUCUCCCUGUGCCUAGCGUCAAGCAGCUCGCAGAGGAGAACCUGGCCGUGCUUCCAAGCCGUUAUAUACGCGACGAUAUUGAACCUCCGGCAUUAGCCGAGCCUUUUUCCGGCGCCGAUGUCCCGGUGAUCGACAUGCAAAAAUUACUGUUUGAGGAUUCUGGAGAGUCGGAACUUUGCAAGUUACACUUUGCCUGCAAAGAUUGGGGUUUCUUUCAUCUGACAAAUCAUGGAAUGGACUCUUCACUGGUGGAGAAUGCCAAACGUGAGGUCCUAGACUUCUUCAAUCUGCCAUUGGAGGUAAAGAAGAACAAGUAUGGGCAGGUGGAAGGUGAAGUAGAGGGAUACGGCCAAGCCUUCGUUGUAUCCGAAGAACAGAAACUUGACUGGGCAGAUAUGUUUUACAUUCAAACCCUGCCACUCCAAAUGAGAUCAUCUCGCCUUUUUUCUAAUAUGUCAAAGAGCUUCAGGGAUACUAUGGAAGCCUACUCCCUUGAAGUGAACAAGCUUGCCAUGAAGAUUCUGAGCCUUUUGGCAAAAAAUUUGGGAAUACAAGCUGAAGAAAUGAGUUUGCUUUUUGAAGAUGGGAAGCAGUCUAUUAGGAUGAAUUAUUAUCCACCAUGUCCUCAUGCAGAACAUGUUAUGGGCCUUAGUCCUCACUCUGAUGCUGUUGGUCUAACCAUACUUCUGCAAGCAAAUGAAACACAAGGCCUUGAGAUUAAAAAAGAUGGAAAAUGGAUUCCCAUUGUGCCAAUUCCUAAUUCUUUCAUUGUCAAUGUUGGGGAUUGUGUGGAGAUCUUUACAAAUGGAAUUUAUCCCAGCAUUGAGCAUCGUGGAGUUGUAAAUCGAGAGAAAGAGAGGAUAUCUAUUGCAACAUUUCACAGCCCAAAGUUGGAUGGUGAGUUAGGUCCAGCAAAUAGUCUUAUCACUCCUCAAACCCCAGCAAAAUUCAAGAGAGUUAGCGUGGUAGAUUAUUAUCGAUUGUUUUAUGCGCGAAAACUUGACGGGAAAUCACAUGCUCAUGCCUUUAGAAUUGACAAUUAA